AUUGACCCGACCCGAAAUGGAGGCCCAAUACCGGAACCACGACGGAGACACCUCUUUCUCUAGCCUCCGUGUCUACCUCAACUCUCUCUCCGACACUCCCUCCCGUUUUUCCCGCCGAGCCGUUUCCGUUUCCACCUCUUACGACGAGAUGAGCCGCGUCCGCGCCGUCUCCGGCGAGCAGAUGCGUCGUACUCUCCGUUGGUACGAUCUCAUCGGACUCGGAAUCGGUGGAAUGAUCGGAGCCGGAGUCUUCGUCACCACCGGCCGUGCUAGUCGUCUCUACGCUGGUCCAUCAAUCGUCGUCUCUUACGCAAUCGCCGGACUCUGUGCUCUACUCUCCGCCUUCUGUUACACCGAGUUCGCCGUUCACCUCCCCGUCGCCGGCGGUGCUUUCAGCUACAUCCGUAUCACAUUCGGCGAGUUUCCGGCGUUUAUAACCGGAGCAAAUCUGAUAAUGGACUACGUACUGUCAAACGCCGCCGUUUCAAGAGGAUUCACCGCUUAUCUCGGAUCUGCAUUCGGAAUCUCAACAUCGGAGUGGAGAUUCAUCGUCUCCGGUCUCCCAAACGGAUUCAACGAAAUCGAUCCCAUCGCCGUUAUCGUCGUCCUCGCCGUCACGUUCGUCAUCUGUUACAGUACGAGAGAGAGUUCGAAGGUGAAUAUGGUAUUAACGGCGUUACACAUUGCAUUUAUAGUAUUCGUGAUCGUCAUGGGUUUCUCGAAAGGAGACGUAAAGAAUUUAACCCGACCCGAUAACCCGGAAAACCCAUCCGGAUUCUUCCCGUUUGGAGUUUCGGGUGUGUUUAACGGAGCAGCAAUGGUUUAUCUAAGUUACAUAGGAUACGACGCCGUUUCGACAAUGGCUGAAGAAGUAAAAGACCCAGUCAAAGACAUACCAAUGGGAAUCUCUGGCUCAGUCGCAAUCGUCAUUGUACUUUACUGUUUAAUGGCUAUCUCUAUGUCAAUGCUUCUCCCGUACGAUCUGAUAGAUGCGGAGGCACCGUAUUCGGCGGCGUUUAGUAAAUCGGAAGGAUGGGAAUGGGUGACGAGAGUGGUUGGGAUUGGAGCAAGUUUCGGGAUAUUAACGUCGUUGAUAGUAGCCAUGUUGGGUCAGGCUCGGUACAUGUGCGUCAUCGGACGGUCAAGAGUUGUCCCCAUUUGGUUUGCUAAGGUUCAUCCCAAGACAUCUACUCCAGUCAACGCUUCCGCUUUUCUUGGAAUCUUCACGGCGGUUCUCGCCCUCUUCACCGACCUAAACGUCCUCCUAAACCUAGUCUCCAUCGGAACGCUCUUCGUCUUCUAUAUGGUCGCAAACGCUGUUAUAUUUCGCCGUUACGUAACGGUCGGAUACACGGAGCCAUGGCCAACACUCUCCUUCCUCUGCCUAUUCUCCAUAACCUCAAUUUUGUUUACCUUGGUCUGGCAACUUGCACCGUCGGGCCCACCUAAAUGGUUCAUACUUGGAGCUAGCACGGUCACGGCUAUAGCCAUCGUCCAGAUAUUCCAUUGUGUUGUACCUCAAGCUAGGAUCCCUGAGUUUUGGGGUGUACCGUUGAUGCCGUGGACUCCAUGCGUUUCGAUAUUUUUGAACAUUUUCUUGCUUGGAUCAUUGGAUGCUCCUUCGUAUAUCAGAUUCGGGUUCUUCUCGGGAUUAGUGGUGCUCGUGUAUGUGUUUUAUAGUGUUCAUGCAAGCUAUGAUGCUGAAGGAGACGGGUCUCUUGAUUUCAAAGACGUGGAAAGCCUUGAAAGAAUUAACAGAGUGUUGAGUUAAUUAAUAAACAGAACUUGGUGACAAUUUGACCAAAAGGAAAAAAAUCUUGGUGACAUGCAAUUUUGUCUAUCUGAACAAAAACAAAACGAAUUUGUCAUUUUGUGUUGGACAAUUAGAGGAGCCUAGACUAGAGAGAGUAGAGGUUGAUGUAAUGUUUACAGAAGCUAGUGAAGUCCAU
Messenger RNA from Arabidopsis thaliana (thale cress), 1949 nucleotides. RefSeq names its product cationic amino acid transporter 7 (gene CAT7). Gene Ontology annotation, cellular component: chloroplast membrane; membrane. Gene Ontology annotation, biological process: transmembrane transport; amino acid transmembrane transport. The record is from RefSeq and is marked reviewed. Gene Ontology annotation, molecular function: transmembrane transporter activity. The coding region runs from base 17 to 1771 and encodes 584 amino acids. The transcript is spliced from 4 exons. NCBI's taxonomy places the organism in Eukaryota, Viridiplantae, Streptophyta, Magnoliopsida, Brassicales, Brassicaceae.